Messenger RNA from Quercus robur (English oak), 1403 nucleotides. Its product is annotated as protein KTI12 homolog. NCBI's taxonomy places the organism in Eukaryota, Viridiplantae, Streptophyta, Magnoliopsida, Fagales, Fagaceae. The record is from RefSeq and is a predicted model, not a curated record. The coding region runs from base 269 to 1177 and encodes 302 amino acids. The transcript is spliced from 2 exons.
AAAUAAAAUGUAGUGCCCUGUGCCCAAAUAUUUAUAAUUUUAUACCUGAUUCCUGAACCUCAGAACCUGAUACGGUGAGGUGAGGUGAGCAGUUGAGACUUGAGAGAGGCGAGAGCAGAGAAUCAGAGAGAGGCUGAGGCUUGAGCCUUGAGCUGUUGUCUGUUGAGCGAACAGUGGAGACUGGAGACUAGAGAGAGGCGGAGAGCAGAGACUAGAGAGAAAGUAAAGUAUUUUUAGAAGAAGUGUAAACAGCCACUUUUUUUGUCCAAUGGCAUUGGUGGUAAUCUGUGGGCAACCAUGCAGUGGGAAGUCCACAGCUGCCCUCUUCCUAGCUGAAGCUCUCAAAGAGUCAGAAUCAAAGCAAACAGUCAGGAUCAUUGAUGAAAGUUCCUUUCAUCUUGAUCGCAAUCAGAGUUAUGCCAAUAUGACUGCAGAGAAGAAUUUAAGAGGGGUGCUUAGGUCUGAAGUUGAUAGAUCAGUGUCAAAAGAUAAUAUAAUAAUAGUAGAUUCUUUGAAUAGUAUAAAGGGUUACAGGUAUGAGUUGUGGUGUUUGGCUCGUGGUGCAGGAAUAAGAUACUGUGUUCUCUAUUGUGAUGCGGAAGAAACCCAUUGCAGAAAAUGGAAUGAAGAACGAAGGGAGAAAGGAGAAGCUGCAUAUGAUGCUGAAAUUUUUGAAGAUUUGGUAAGAAGGUUUGAGAGACCGGAUAGAAGAAAUAGAUGGGAUUCCCCUUUGUUUGAGUUAUGGCCACAUAAAGAUGGAAUAGAGAAAUCCUCUGCCGCUGUUUUAGAUGCUGUUUCAUAUUUGACAAAGAAGGUGGACUCAAAAACACAGGAUGUAAAAAUUUUACAGCCAACAAUCGCAACACAAAGUGUACGAUUUUCAGAGGCAAAUUCUCUAUACGAACUGGAUAGAGCAACACAGGAGGUGACUAAUGCUAUUGUGGAAGCACAAUCCCAGGCACUUGGAGGGCCAAUAAAUGGGGUAUCUCUUGGCCAGGGAUUACCAACUAUCAAUAUCUCAAGAUCAGUUGGGCUACCAGAACUACGUAGGCUGCGACGAACUUUCAUUAAAUUGACUGGGCAGACGAGUUUAAGUGGCCCACCACCACCAUCUGAUGCAGACAGUGCCAAGAGGAUGUUUGUGGACUACCUGAACAGGGAAUUAGGAGCUACUUGAAGGAGUAUGAUGUGGAUGAUGUUAGAGUAAUGUAUUAUGGAAGGUCUCUUUGUACUAAAUUGAUUUUUGAUGUGGACCAGUAAGUUAUUUUUGCACUUGCAUUCUAGGUAAUGUUAGAGUUGGAGUUUUUCUACCAACAAAUAUAUAUGAUGGGGCUUGCUUUUCAUAGGGUUUGUACCAUGCCUUUUGCUUUGAAUUUUUAUCAAGUUGUUUGUUAGUGGGACCA